AUGAAUGAACGUCAUAUCAUCUACACAACGGUCCUUGCUCUUUUGCUCUCUGGAGAUCAUCAUGUCUGUGGUUUCGUUGCCAAACAAAGUCAGACGAAUCAUCCUCGGCAAACACCUUUCAUGCCAUCAUCACCUUUGGUAGUCUCAUCCGAUCAUGAUUCAACUAAUUUUUUCAAAGGGAAACGAAAUCGCCGUUCCACACGACGAAACAUGGCAGCGCCUCAGCGGUUAUCCGACAAUGUGAAUGGACCCUUGUAUGUGAAUGACAAGUGCAUCAAUUGUGCGGCGUGUAGCAUGUUUGCACCUCAAGUCUUUGGACGAUCCGAACAACGAGCCAUGCAUAUUGUCCAAAACCAACCAUCUACCGAAGAAGAACUGGAAACAGCUCGGGCCGCGUUGAGGGCCUGUCCGGUGGCGGCCAUUCGAUUGGAGAACCAAGCCUAUCGGAGCCAUCGCAAGAUGGAACCUCUCACGGACCAAGAAGAAAAGAUUGUCGAUCGUUUGUCCGACCAAUCGAAAUCGGCCCCACAAUCCUUUCCACGACCAGUCUCGCCCAACAUUCCAGGAGUCUACUUUGUGGGCCAUCACAAUUCGGCAAGUUUUGGUGCGGCGCCCUACCUGUUGCAAACCCAACACCAUGGUACCAUUCUCAUGGACAGUCCCAAAUUUUCCAAAAGGGCAGUCGAGACGGUCGAGAAAAUCACGGGACCUGACGGAACGCACAAUUGGAUCGGAGACGAGACCUUGGAAGAAGUGGAAAUCCUCUUGCAAGAAACCAAUGAUGAUCAGAAUGAAGAACAUGGUGACGACAAAUCUUCUCCACUGCUACCACCACCACCACUACUACAAGCCAUGACCUUGGAAGGAACGCCCGUCUCACCAAACGAUUAUGCGAAUCACGAAGUAUUGCUUUUGCACACGCCUGGGCAUUCACCAGGAUCCAUUACCUUGUGGAGACGACCGACAAACGAUGGCAAAAAACAGCAACAACAACAACAACAACAAGACGGUAUUCUCUUUACGGGCGAUACGUAUUCCUAUACCACUCGGGAUGGUGGCCACAUGACUGCCUUUCCACGAUAUGGAAACGAUUACUCCCAACAGGCCAAGUCGUUGGAAGGCUUGCUGCAUUUGGAUUGGCACCUGGUGGCUCCCGGUCAUGGACAUCCCCGGGAUUAUACCAAUCAUAAUAAUAAUAAUGACAAAGAGGAUGAGGAGACAAUCAAGGAACUACAACGGAAAGACAUGCAACCUGCCUUUGCCGAACUUUUGUAA
Messenger RNA from Cylindrotheca closterium, 1275 nucleotides. Lineage: Eukaryota; Bacillariophyta; Bacillariophyceae; Bacillariales; Bacillariaceae. The record is from the annotation of a GenBank genome assembly.